GUCCAUGAUCUGUUGUUUUUGAGAAUCUCCUCAUCCACAAUUCAUUUGUCCUCUAUUCACUAUUUGCCAUGAUGCCGACUCGCCGAAGAAGUUAUGAGAUGACUUGUGCGUUGGUUGACCUCGUAAGUUGCUAAAUGAUCUAGGAAGUCCUCUACCUACGAUCUGGGUUGUUUGUUGCUAUAGAGGUCUGGAGAGUUGCAUUGGUUUGAGUUAGGUUUGCUUGGGGACAAGCAAACGGUUAAGUGUGGGGGAGUUUGAUAGACCGUUAGUUACACAUGUUUUCACCCCUGUUCUUACACCGUUGGAGAUGUGGUUUCUCGUGUUUUAGACCGAUUUCACGCUAGGUUGUGCUUGUUUGUGAUAUUUCAGGUCCUGGCAAGUGAAUGAAGGUUUAGGAGCGAGUUCGGGGUCGAUUGGGCGAAGAUUGGGCGUGAGACAAGUCACAAAGGAGGUCACACGGGCUGCCCUGAUGUUCACACAGCCGUGUGAAGGAGUAGUCUGGCCGUGCGAGUUUCGCCGAGAGCAAACACGGGCAGAGCAGGACAUCCACACGGCCGUGCAAGAGGCCAGUCUGGCCGUGUGGAAUUCUGCGUGAGCAAACACGGGCAAAAAGGAAGUUCACACGGCCGUGCCACUCUGGCCGUGCAAAGAGCCUGGAAUUCGAACUAAUUGAAACGCAGCGUUUUGACUCACACGGGAAACUGGGUAAGCCACACGGCCGUGCCACCCUGCCCGUGUGAGUCGGGAUUUUCUGCUUAAAACCCGAUUUUCAGCCAAAGGAGAAGAGGAGUUUUUGGAUCCCAAACACCCAAGGGACGAACCAAAGAGAGAGAGGGCGAUUUGAGGGCAUUCUUGGAGUAGAGAAGGAGGAUUUCUUCGCCUUGGAAGCUUGAGGAACAAGCCCGGACUUGAAGACUGAUCAUCUGAAGAUUCUUACUGCAGUCUCUCUCUUCUCUAUGGAGUAACUUCCCUUCACUUAGGUUUUGAGGAACCCUAGCUAUGUUUGUUUGAUUGGAUGAUUGUAUGAGUACUCUGACUUGAUAAUCUUGAGUUCAUAUUCAAUCUAUGCAUGUUUUCAUGAUUCAAUUCUGCUUUAGUCGAGAUUAUUGAUUCUGCUUUGAUCCUAUGAGAGGGAAUACCUGAUUAGGUCAAUAGAGCACCAUAGAUUGAUAGUAGUGGAUCGAUUGCUUUAGUCAAGGGUUGAUUCACUGCUUUGUAUCGAUUGAGAACCUCUUUCGAUAGAGGGAGUCUAGUUCAGAACGCCUUGAUCAGUUGUUCUAGAGAAGGAUACGUCCCUCUAGGCAAUUGACUCAAGAGGGCCUUGUUCCUUUAGUCGAGACUCAAGGUCUAGUCAAGGAUUCUCCGCAUUGUGAAUGAAAGUGAAACAGGUUAGAGAUCAUCAAUUAUUAAUCUGGCUAGUGGCUAGGGGGAAUCAUACCUAAGUGAGUUCCCAACCUGUAAUUAGAUUAACUUUAACUGUAGUUUGCUAGAGUAGUUUUAGUUCUUUCAUCUUAAUCUGAUUUGCUAAAUAAUAAACUGAAGCUGAGUAAUAGUAACUCUAGAGACCUGUGGAUUCGAUAUUUAUCACUUGAGCCACUAUACUGCAGUCCCUUUCAUUGGUUACACUUGGCCUUUGUUAGGUGUUGUGUUUUAGAGCAGUCAGGCAGCAUGCUCAAUCUGCCCCGCAUCAUAUUGUUGCGCACCUGCUGCUGGAAGGCCCUCCUUCUCGACAUAAAGGAGGCGAACUCCUCCUCUGAAGAUAGCUCGAACGGUGAUGGGUCGAGGAGAGCAAAUGAGGGAAGGGAAAAGCAGCUCAGCCCAACCCAACUCCAAUCCUCCAAGGUUCAUCCAAAGUGCAAGCCCAAGAUACCAUGAGGGUAACAGUCGGGUCGGGCUUAAGAAAGCAACAGCUGGGCUCCUACCUGGGCUCAGUCAAAAAACAUAUGCAAAUCAUUAAGGGGAUGGAAGUCUAAUUGCCAGUGGGCCUGCUUUGGAGAUCAGGGCCCAAAUUUCAAAGGGAAUAGACUUAAGCCCAAUCAUGAAACAACCUAUGCAAUUGCAAGUGCAAGAUCCAACCCAAUCCUAUGGGCUUUGUAAUUUAUUUUGUGAUGAAAAUCCUAUUUUUUUAUUUGAAUAUUUGGAUGAGUCUUACCCUUUUGAAUUUCAAGGAGAAAUGUGCUUGCAAAAUCUUGAGGCCCACUUAUUAUGCUAAGAUUUCGCAGUGUCAUGUUCCCCUAUUGGACUAGUCAAUGACGGGAAGUCGAAAGGGAAGGCCAUUAUGGUGGAAUCUCCGGGAUCUCCUAUUGUUUAUACUCAUAGAAAUGCGAGUACAUGUAUCCAAGAACCAAAAGAAGGAGUGGUGGAUUCGGAUCCAAGGAAUUUCUCAAAAGCAAGGGGUGGAGCUGGCCUACCCCAAGUGGCCCCAAACCGAUAAAUGAAUAUAUUUGCGUGGAAUUGUCAAGGUGUGAGGAGUCCAUUGACAUUCCAAACACUAAAAACUCAUCCUUGUUUGGCUAAGUCAUUUCUCUUUCUUUGUGAAACCAUGUCAUCUAGGACCACGGUUUCUUCUUUUAUUUCCUCGUUAGGUUUUUCCGAUAGUCAUAUUGUAGAUGCCUCCGGCAUGUCGGGGGGGGGGGGGGGGGAUUAGUCUUUGCUUGGCCACGUCUGGCCUCCGUGUCUGUCAUUGGGUCCACCACCUUUUAUGUUGAUAUCUCUAUUAUUAAUAAUAUCUCCUCUUGCUAUGGUGAGUGUCAUCGUUUCGUUCUAAUCAGAGUUUAUCUCUCGUACGUAAUCGCAAAAAGACAAGAACAUUUAGAGGAAUUACGGAGAUUCUCUUCCCGUUUGUCAGAUCCAUUUCUGAUCAUAGGGGAUCUUAAUUGUUCCCUAUUUCCCUAGGAGAAAUUAGGAGGAGCUACUUGACGAAUGGACAAGGAACGCCCUUUGUGGGAUUUUUACAUCAUACUGGCCUCUUUGAGACCCCAUUCCAAGGGCCAAAAUUUACAUGGACAAAUCGUGGCAGAAAUGUUAUUACAAUUGAACAACGAAUUGAUAGAGCGUUUGUCUUUUCAUCCUGGAUGAGUUAUUGGCCCAACUCUUUUCUUUACCAUCUUUCCGAUAAGGGUUCAGAUCACCGAUUAUUGCUAUUUACUACUUGUGUCAUGGCUCCUCGAACGAAAAGACUAUUCAGAUUUGAUAUCCGGUGAACAACUAUGCCGGAAGCAGGGCUUAUGACAAACUAUGUUUGGGGACUACAAAUUGUUGGAUAUCUUCAAUUUUGCUUAUUUUCUCUACUGUUGCGAGUGAGACAUACCUUAGUCGAAUGGUGCAAGGGCGGUCAACCAAAUUCUGCAAGGUUGAUCAAUGACCUUAAUCUAGCCCUCGAAAGAGUUAGGAAUGACCAAAUAGUGGAUUGGAAUCUGGUUAGGACCUUAGAGGAUAAUUUGUCCACUCAAUACAAAAGAGAAGAGCUAUAUUGGAACACCUCUCAGUGCCAUGGAAAAAGACUUCAGCGACAACUACACUUAUUUGUGCUCUCAGGUUUGGCGGAACAUGAUACCCGAAUAGGAGUCCUUGGAUAUAAUGGACCUUAAAAACGACACAUUUUUUUUUAUUACCUUUGUAAGUAAUAAGGACAAUAUCAAAUC
Messenger RNA from Linum trigynum, 3644 nucleotides. The record is from the annotation of a GenBank genome assembly. NCBI's taxonomy places the organism in Eukaryota, Viridiplantae, Streptophyta, Magnoliopsida, Malpighiales, Linaceae.